Arabidopsis arenosa is the source of this 935-nucleotide messenger RNA. The record is from the annotation of a GenBank genome assembly. Lineage: Eukaryota; Viridiplantae; Streptophyta; Magnoliopsida; Brassicales; Brassicaceae.
CUCUGGUGAAUUCUAGGGCAGUAUUUUCUGACCAAAAUUUAUAGUUUAUUAUUUGGUUUUAUGUUCGAAAUCUAAUUGUUAUUGUAUACUUCGCUCCAUUUCUUCUUCUACAGUUUGUGUGUGUUGUGUGUAUACAAUGGAAAAGGAAGAUAACGGAUCGAAACGGAGCUCCUCUGCUUCUGCUGUAUCCUCGAGAAGAAGAAGAAGAAGAGUGGUUGAGCCAGUGGAAGCGACGUUACAGAGAUGGGAGGAGGAAGGGUUGGAUAAAGCUCGUAGGGUUCAAGCUAAAGGUUCGAAGAAAGGUUGUAUGAGAGGAAAAGGCGGACCAGAGAAUCCGGUUUGUCGGUUUAGAGGUGUUCGACAGAGGGUUUGGGGGAAAUGGGUUGCUGAGAUACGUGAACCAGUGAGCCACCGUGGUGCAAACUCGAGUCGUAGUAAACGCCUUUGGCUUGGAACGUUCGCUACUGCAGCCGAAGCCGCCUUGGCUUACGACAGAGCUGCUAGUGUCAUGUACGGACCCUAUGCCCGGUUAAAUUUCCCGGAAGAUUUGGGUGGAGAAAUGAAGAAGGACGAGGAGGCGGAAACUUCGGGAGGAUAUUGGUUGGAAACUGACAAAUCUGGUCAUGGCGUGAUUGAAACGAAAGAUCGAAAGGACUAUGUAGUCUACAACGAAGACGCUAUUGAGCUUGGCCAUGACAAGACUGAGAAUCCUAUGACUGGUAAUGAAAUAGUGAAAUCUCUGAUUAUUAGUGAGAACCCAGCAGUGAAAUCAGAGGAAGAUUACAGCUAUGAUCGAUUCAAAUUGGAAAAUGGAUUGAUGUACAAUGAACCUCAAGGCUCCAGUUAUCACCAGGGAGGUGGAUUUGAUUCAUAUUUAGAGUUUUUCAGAUUCUAGCUUAGUGUUUAUGCUGCAUCAAUAUACUAUAAGACUCUGU